Knipowitschia caucasica is the source of this 3525-nucleotide messenger RNA. NCBI's taxonomy places the organism in Eukaryota, Metazoa, Chordata, Actinopteri, Gobiiformes, Gobiidae. The record is from the annotation of a GenBank genome assembly.
AUGUGGCGUUCUGGUAAUCAAACAGGAACGCCUCUGCCGCAGCUCGAGCCUCCUCAAUCGUUGGCCGUUGAAGCGUCACAGAGACAGAUGGAUGUUUUUAGUGGCUCGGUGCUGGAGCUGCCACCUCAAACAGGAAAUGAGGACUUCCUGCUCGAGCUGCGAGAGCUGCUCCCCACACAGCAGAGAGACGAGUCCUCGCUGACAGCAUCACCAAGAGCAGCCAUGCUUCAGACGCCACAGAGCCAGGGUUUGGAAAGGCAAAGGAAGUCUUCCCCCGGCCAUGUACGGAAACUGGGUUUGACCAGGAAGCGGGACAAAAGGGAUAUCAAACAAGAUGAGAAUCCAGAGGAGAAAGCCCGAAGACACAAGGAGUUUGAGCUGAAGCCUCUGUACAAAGAGCUGCUGUACACCAUCGCUCACCGUCUGGGGAAGGCGUCCUGGAGCGAGGCGUACAGCGAGGCCCAGCUGCAGCAGUACAUCCAGGAGGCUUUCAGGAUGACGGACGCGGAGCACAGCAGCCUGACGGAGAAAGCCCACAGCACAGAGCCUCCAGUUUACUGCCUGAUGGCUACUGUCAAAGAAGCCAAAGGGAUUCUGGGUAAAGAUGUCAGUGGUUUCAGUGACCCGUACUGCCAGCUGACCGUCAUGGAGGACAAGGAGCAGAGCCGCAGCAACAAGGGCAAGUCCAAACCCUGCAAGUCUCUGAUGAUGAACGCUGCCCUGGACAACAUCUACCAGACAGACAUCAAGAACCAAACCCUCAACCCCAUCUGGAACCAGACCUUCAUCAUGGAAUUUGUGGAUAUAGUUGGUGCAAGUUUCCACCUGGAGAUGUGGGAUAAAGACGAAGAGGUGUCACUCACUCAAAAACUAGAGGAGAUUAAAACCUUGAACAGCUUAAGGCGAAUGAUCAAGGAUGCCAAAAAGGAGAAAGGCACGGACGACUUUCUGGGUCGAGUCAGCCUAAAGCUACAGGACCUUCACUGCACUGAAGACCACUGGUACAACUUGGAGCCUCGGACUGAGACCUACCCCGACCGCGGACAGUGCCACCUCAAUCUGAAGUUCAUCCACAAAUCAAGAGACGAGACGCUGAGCCCAGGCCGCAGCGCCUACAUCAACUACUGCGGCGUCCUGCAGCAGUUCGUCCAGGCCUACAUCUCCAAGCAGCAGAGUUCUGCUCCGUGGAAGGGAGAACUGUGCGGAGAGGCUCAGGUUCUUCUAGAGCAGUACGCCACGCAGAACGACCUGUCGCCUUUUCUGCAAGACCUGGCGAAGUGGGUGGCCUACAGUAAACUGUACCAGAGUCUGGAGGUGGACUCCUCGGUCCUGCUGCAGCAGCUCACCAGCAUCGAGUACCACUGGCACCAGCAGGAGCUGCCCCACCAACAGAAACAGGAGCUUGGCGACUCUCUCCACGGCUUCCUUCAGUACGGUCUGUGUCUGGUUUCCAAGUACAGAGACAUCUGCCCCCCCAAGCCCACCGCCACCGCCAACCUGCACACUCUGCUUAGGAUAUUGGUGCAGAUCUGUAAGACUCGGGCGUUCCAGAAGCUGAACCCGGCUCAGUUUGAGUUGCAGGGAGAGGUCACAGAUGCUCUUCGGUCGGGGACAGAAGAGUGGUUCUUGGUCAAAAAGGGGCAGCAUCAACCUAUGACCAAGGAGUUGUCUGAGAUCGCUAGCGCCCUCUCCAGGUUAAUCAAGGAGGUGCAGGAAGACAUCAAGCACUGCAAAGAUGUGUUCAACAAAGUGUUUGUCAGCGUUGUGCAAGUGGACGCCUUCACCGUCGUCUAUCAGAAGUACGAUUCUCUGCUGGCUCGGGAGGUGAGAGAGACCCUGGGUGUGAUGGAGGGUAAGAUGGAGCAGUCUCUGGCCAACAACCUGUUCCCUGUGUACCUGAGCCUCCAGGAGAUCCACCAGGAAAAGGCCUUCCUGCAGAAAAGGGGGUUGUUGGAGCUGACUCUCUUCCAUGAGGACUUCAGAGAGGCUCUUCCUUAUUGGCUGAACCAGGUUUUCAAAACCACACAGGACCGAGUGGAGCGGGCCGUGCAGGUGGACCAGCUCGAGCCCCUGCAGGCCGGAGCCGUGCCCAUCAAACACAGCUCGUCUGCGGUGGACCUUGUGGCCUGUGUGCAGCCUGUGUGUCAGCUGUGGGAGCAGCUGUGUUGGCCCGACCCCGAGGAGGCCUUCAUGCUCAUGGUCAAAGUCACUGAGGACGUGUGUAAGAUUGUGGUCAACUACUGCAAAAGCCUGAAGGAGCGAGUGCGGGUCCUGACAGAGAACUCGGAGUACGGCAGAGCCAUCAACAUGCUGUGUGUGGUGGUGAAUGACCUGGAGCACCUGCGGUCGCUCCUGCUGCGGCUGCCGUCGCAGCUGAACUGGAGCGGGCUGAAGGAGCGGACGCAGCACGUGAUCGGAGAGAGACAGUUCCACAACACGCUGCCCUCACAGCUGCAGCAGGCGCAGGACGUCCUGAGCCGAGAGACCCGCUCCGCUCUGCACACGCUGGGCAAGAGGCUGAACACAGACAUCGAGACACACGUCCGGAGCAUGGCCACAAGGAAGAGGUUUCCCUCCAAGUCCACAGAAGAUGUGGCGGCUCCUCUGAUGCGUUACCUCGAGCAAGAGCUGCAAUAUAUGAACGAAAACCUGGUCCAAGAAAACUUUAACAGCCUUCUGACUCCUCUGUGGAAUAACUCGGUGAAGAUCCUGUACCAAGUGGCCACACAGCCUCAUCAUGGGGAGGGGCUGAUGGUUUACUGCCAGAGACUCUUCUACACACUGCAGUGUCUGGAGCAGUGCUUUCACGCUGAGGGGAAUGGGCUCCCGCUGACCACUCUUCAGUCUGUUGAGUAUAAGACGCUAAAAUCUCACCUGACGCACAAUUCUCUCAACACCUUUCAGCUCAUUGAGAAAUUCUUUGAGAAGAAAGUAACCGACCAGAAUGUUUUAAUGGGGGAGAAGUACGGAGCCGUCACUCUGCUCACAUCCUACAGCAGAUCACAGAAACGACUCCGAGUGGAGGUUCUGAACGCUGUCAACCUGAUCCCCAUGGACUCCAACGGUUUCAGCGACCCCUUCGUGCAGCUGUGCCUGGAGCCGAGCCACAUCUUCCCUGAGGAAGUUGAUGGAACUUGCUGCACUCAAAUCAAGAGCUGCGACCUGAACCCUCUGUUUGAGGAGGUUUUCCACUUCUCGGUUUCCCUGGAGCAGUGCAGAUCCCCCGGGGCCUGCCUCAUGGUGACGGUGUUCGACCACGACACUUUGAUGGCGGAUGACUUUGAGGGCGAGGCGUUUCUGGCUCUCAGGUCCAUCCCUGGAGUGGGAGGGGCUCAGCAGGACGUGGACAGUGAUCCCCCAGAUGCCCCGCCAGCGCAGAUACGACUGCCUCUCAUGCAUCCCAAGCCCAAUGAGGACAACAUCCUGAGGCUGCUGGAGACCAGGAAAGGAGAACGAGAAGCUCAAGUGUUUGUGAAGAAGCGGCGAUUAAGAGAGAAACAGUCCCAGGAGAAUAAUCAGCCGUGA